AUGUUUAACUUCAUCUGAGUUUGCGUGACCCACAGGGGAACCAAUUCGCUAACCUAUUUAUCGUUAACAACACCGUUAGCAACAUGUCAGCUAGCUAACUGAGCUAACUCAGAUUGUAAACACGAAAGAGUAAAUUAUUUUAUAAAGGAAGAACGGUGUCCAUUGCUCUGUCUUGAAUAUGUCAGUGAAACUCUUUCUUGCUUCGUAGCAAGUAUACAUACCAGGUAUCUUUAAGAGUCAAGUCAGUAACGUUAAGUUACAUUUCGUCAGAGUCGAAACGUGAACAAACGAUCCAUAAAAAUCACAUCAUUGUGGUAAAUUAACGUUACGAUUGAAUUUUUGGAGUAGUCUGAACGUUAUUCUGUUCACCACAUCCUUGCUGAUGGAGGAAGAGGAGCAUACAGAUAGAAAGCAACAGCUUGCCAUGCUUUAUCAAAAGCUCAACAAAAUUAAAAAGUAUCUCAAUGAAGAUGACACAGACAAUAUUAACCAGGUUAUUGGCUCAAACUCACCUGAAUCAUGCCUCUCAUAUUUGAUGGACCUGGAGAAGAAAGGGGACCCUCACCUGGAUCGUAACCACCUCACCAGACUCGUUGACUUUUACACCAGAGUAUUCUCCAAUAUGCCACUGGGGAAACACUGUCAGAAUGAGAGCUAUGCCAGGAUGUUGGUCAGAUUUGCAGAGCUAAAAGCAAUUCAAGAUGUCAAUGAGGCAGAAGCCAACUUCAACGUGGCAAGAUCUCACAGCCAGAACUUUGCAUUUGUUCACAUUGCACAUGCGCAGUUUGAACAUUCUCAAGGCAACACAAAGAGAAGCAUUUACAUUUUGCAGAAUGCUUUUGAACUGGGUGCCAAACCAAAGGAACUGCUGGAGGCUGCCUUGCAAAGCAUGCAGAUGGGGAAAACACAAGACUUCUGUUCAGAGGAUAAGGAAAAUGCACCACUAUUGUCGAACAGUAAUGUGCACAAUUCUGUCAAAAAAGGCUCUGCAUUCCAGAAAGUAAGCAGAAUAUCAGACGGGACAGGCGAACUGCAGCUCUCCAGUAUUUUUAGUUCAGGGACAGAGGCCCUCGGUGGCUCAGCAGAUGACCAGCUGCCAGGCUGGAGAUCAGGCUCUCAACGCAAGAGAGCAAUUGGCAUGCCAGGCAGAGUUCCCAUAGUACCUUUCUCUAUCCCAGAAAAGGAUGACGACGAUCACUACAUUAAUGAGAAGCCCUCAAAGAGAAGUGAUGCAUCAGUCCACACCAGUUUGUCCAGGCAAACUUCUGGUUCAAACAUGAACCCAGUAUUCGGGCUUUCAUCAAAGAAAAAUGCUGUCAAUGGACGACCAGCUGUCAGCCCAGAGCAUUGCCCUUGGGAGGACCAGGCAGCUGUGGACUCCACCACCACACUCCUUCACACACAUGACACAAGGGACACCUCGAGAAUGGAAGAUGUAACACACAACUUUGACCAGGUCGUCAAUACAAAUUCCCCCGAGUCGUGUUGGAUGUAUCUGAUGAACCUAGAGAAAAGAGGCAACCCUCACACAGACAUCAACCUCCUUAAUAAGCUCAAGGACUGUUAUUCUAAGAUCUUCUCCAGGCUGCCAAUAAGACAAUUCAGCAAAAAUGCCAGCUAUGCCCGAAUACUGGUCAGAUAUGCAGAACUCAAGGGGAUCGAAGAUCCAGAUGAAGCCCAAGACCACUUUAUAGUUGCAAGAUCCAACUGUAAAGGCUUUGCAUUUGUCCACAUAGCACAUGCCCAGUUUGAGGUUUCUCAAGGUAAUGUCAUCAAAGCAACUUCAAUUCUGCACAAAGCCCAGGCAUUAAAUGCCAGGCCAGCAGAGCUCCUGGAGAUGGCCAUACGUAACCUGAAAGCUGGGGAGAAACAGCUUGUGCCCACCAGGGAGGAGGAACACCCUACAGAAUUGCAAACAGUUGUUCCAGUAAGUGUGUCUACUUGUGGAGGAAACCAGGAACUUCAGCUUCCUGCUCGGGUCCCUGUGAACCGGUCAGGGGAACAGCCUAAACCUGCCAGCAAGGAGCCCCUAUCAGAGUGGAAGAUGCCAACUCUCAUCAACCGGCAUGUUUCUCCAGAGGAUAAACGCACAACACCUCCUGACCCCAGACCUGUUCCUCGUGUGCUGGAGUCACUCCCCACUCCAUCCCUCCAUCUUCCGUCCAGACUGAACCCACAAACAGUCUGUCAGACACCAAACGGCUACAGAAACCCCCCAGCCAACAGCUUUAUUACUCCAGUUGUAAAGAGAGGCCCUGAAGUGUCUUCCUCUGCAGUGGCAGCACACAGAGCUGGACCUGUUCAGCAGCCAUGCACACCACUAAACCAAGCACCAUGUUUCCAAACUCCACAGGCUUCCUUCACUGCGUUGUCAAAUGAAUCCAUUACCAUUAAGGGCAAGCAGUUCUUCAUACUCAAGAUGAUUGGACGCGGUGGAUCCAGCAAGGUGUACCAGGUCCUUGAUCACAAAAAGCAGCUGUUUGCUGUGAAAUACGUCGACCUUGAGGAGGCUGAUGCUCAGACAAUAGAAAGUUACAAAAAUGAGAUUGAACAUCUGAACCACUUGCAGCAGUACAGCGAUCAAAUUAUUAAGCUCUAUGACUACGAAAUUACCAACAGCUACAUCUACAUGCUGAUGGAGUGUGGAAACUUGGAUCUGAACACUUGGUUGCGAAACCGCAAAGCUGUGAAUCCGCUGGAGAGGAAGUUCUACUGGAAGAACAUGCUGGAGGCUGUCCAUACCAUCCACAAACAUGGAAUUGUCCACAGUGACUUGAAGCCAGCAAAUUUUGUCAUAGUGAAUGCUUCGCUGAAGUUGAUUGACUUCGGAAUCGCAAACAGAAUCCAACCAGAUGUAACGAGCAUUAUGAAGGAUUCACAAGUUGGAACCUUGAACUAUAUGCCCCCUGAAGCCAUCAAAGACACUUCGUCCCAACCAGGAAAAGCACGCUCAAAGAUCAGCCCCAAAGGUGACGUGUGGUCCCUUGGAUGUAUCCUGUACUGCAUGACCUAUGGAAAAACUCCAUUCCAGAGCAUCACCAAUCAGAUUGCCAAACUGCACGCCAUCAUCGAUCCUUCCCAUAAGAUUGAAUUUCCUGACAUCUCAGAGAAGGAUUUGCUGGAUGUGUUGAAGAGGUGCUUGGUACGAAACCCCAGAGAACGAAUCUCUAUUUCAGAGCUGCUGGAGCAUCCUUACCUGCAGCUGAAGCCACAAGCAUCACCUGAACCAGAACGUCCAUGUAAUAGUGAUCUCAAGAAGAUCCUGACGGACCUCGCAGCCCUCCAGUCUCCAAACAGCAUCAUCCGAGCUGCUAAUAAUCUGGCAAAAAUGUGCAGCAGUGGCAGGAAGUUGGAUGUUGCAGAGUGUGCAAAGUCAUCAACUUAACUAUCUUUUUUUUCUUUUUUGACCACACUAACCACUUCAGUACAGUAACAAUAUUUUCUGUUGUAAGAUGUAGAACUAACAAUUCUGUAUGUUUGUUUGUUUCCUUGAAACAAAAUCAUUAUAUUGCCUCAUUUUUACUUAUGUCCUGAUAAUAAAUGUAAGCAUACAGUAGAGUCAAAUGAACAUACUGUAUCAUUAGGAUUUGUUGGUUUAUUUGUCUCAGCUGAUAUAAAGGAUGGGUAACUGA
Siniperca chuatsi (mandarin fish) is the source of this 3632-nucleotide messenger RNA. RefSeq names its product ttk protein kinase (gene ttk). Gene Ontology annotation, cellular component: spindle; nucleus; kinetochore. Bases 383 to 3385 code for a protein of 1000 amino acids. Gene Ontology annotation, biological process: protein localization to kinetochore; mitotic spindle assembly checkpoint signaling; peptidyl-serine phosphorylation. NCBI's taxonomy places the organism in Eukaryota, Metazoa, Chordata, Actinopteri, Centrarchiformes, Sinipercidae. The record is from RefSeq and is a predicted model, not a curated record. The transcript is spliced from 25 exons. Gene Ontology annotation, molecular function: protein serine/threonine kinase activity; ATP binding; protein binding.